AUGUGGCUGCUUCUCUUGAUGAUUUUACCGGAACACAUCAGGAAUAGACGAUCCGUCAAAGUGGCCGCCUUCUUGGUCGUCGUGGGAACACUGGUGUUUUGGUGGUACAAUUUCCCUUUCCAAAAAGUUCACGAUUACAUUUUACAGAGCAAAAGAGGCAAAUCCAUUUUACUCUGGAACUCUAACGAAAAUGAAAGAUUCUUCAGUCAGCACAGCGGCAGUUGCGGUUCUAUUCGAUGCGAAAUCAUUUCCAAUCGAUCGGCACGUCCCAUCGAAUCUUACGACGCCAUCGUCGUCAUUUUCGACGACGAAUUCUCUCCAGUCGACCCAAUGGAGUUGGCCGAAUUUCAAUCGGAGAGCAAUAACACAAAUCAAAAGUUCGUCUUCUACACCCGAAAAUCACCGCAAUCGCUAGCCUCUUAUCACAGCGUGAGUGAAUCCACAGGCGUUUUCAAUUGGACCAUGACCUACAGAAGGGAUUCGGAUAUUCCUAUGCUCUACGGACGGAUCGCACCGGAAGAAUUGAGUUUCCUCUCGCCGGAAGACGUACUCCGUCACAUAGAAAGAGCUCGCAAAACCUUCCGGCCACGCCCAAAGUCGAUUUCAAAACCCAACAAAGGUUCACCCAUUGUUGCCUGGAUGGCCUCCGAUUGCAACACAACAAGUCAGCGGGAAUCGUAUGUCAAAGAAUUAAAGAAUUUCAUCGAAGUUGAUGUUUACGGUGAAUGUGGUAACUUAACUUGUGAUGGACCGCAGUGUUACGACAUUCUGGUGCGCAACUACAAGUUCUACCUGUCAUUUGAAAAUUCACUUUGUCCUGAUUACGUGACGGAAACGUUUUUUACCAUGAUGGAUCGAGACGUUGUUCCGGUUGUGUAUGGUGGCGCCGACUACACUCGAUAUGCUCCGACCCAUUCCUACAUCGACGCUCGACAAUUCAAGCCGGAAGAAUUGGCCACUUACCUGAAAUCCCUGGACGCCAACGAUACGUUGUACGGCGAAUAUUUUUGGUGGAAGGAUCACUACCGGGUAACAUCCAGUGAGGAGAACAUGUGGCGUAAUUCAUUUUGUAACUUGUGUCAGAAAUUGCACAGAGAUUUCGAAUCGAAAUCUUAUCAGGAUCUGAUAUCUUACUGGGGUGACAACAAUCAGUGCGUUCCGUUUGAUCCGAAAUGGAUCUUUUAA
Molecule: messenger RNA, 1185 nt
Organism: Daphnia pulex (common water flea)
Lineage: Eukaryota; Metazoa; Arthropoda; Branchiopoda; Diplostraca; Daphniidae
Product: alpha-(1,3)-fucosyltransferase C-like
Exons: 1
Coding region: 1-1185 (394 amino acids)
Cellular component (GO): membrane
Molecular function (GO): alpha-(1->3)-fucosyltransferase activity
Source: RefSeq, a predicted model, not a curated record